This is a messenger RNA of Trichomonas vaginalis G3, 918 nucleotides long. RefSeq lists its product as uncharacterized. The transcript has a single exon. Bases 1 to 918 code for a protein of 305 amino acids. Gene Ontology annotation, cellular component: nucleosome. Gene Ontology annotation, molecular function: DNA binding. Gene Ontology annotation, biological process: nucleosome assembly. The record is from RefSeq and is a predicted model, not a curated record. NCBI's taxonomy places the organism in Eukaryota, Parabasalia, Trichomonadida, Trichomonadidae.
AUGAGUGCUGAAGAAGCAACAGCUCAAGCCAAGGAUGUCCAAAAGGAAGAGACUACAAAGCCAGUAGAGGCCAAGGAAACAAAGGAAGAGGCCCCAAAGGAUGAAAAGAAGGAAGACAAGAAGGCUGAUAAGAAGAAGGAGAAGAAGGAGAAAGCCGAGAAGAAGGACAAGAAGGAAGACAAGAAGAAGGAUGAAAAGAAGGAGAAGAAGGAAAAGAAGUCCGAUAAGAAGAAGGAAGAAAAGAAGAAAGAGGAAAAGAAGGAAGACAAGAAGAAGGAAGAAAAGAAGGAGGAGAAGAAGUCCGACAAGAAGAAGGAAGAAAAGAAGGAGAAGAAGGACAAGAAGGAGAAGACAGAAAAGACCGAAAAGAAGGAAAAGAAGGAAACCAAGAAGAAAGAAGAAAAGAAAUCCGAGAAGAAGACCGAAAAGAAGACAGAGAAGAAGUCUACUAAGACUAAGGCAGGCAAGAAGACAGAGAAGAAGGAAGAAAAGAAGGUUUCCAAGAAGACUGAAAAGACUGAGAAGAAGUCAAAGAAGACCGUUAUUGAGAAAGAUUCUAUCAGAGAAUUCAUCGUUGAGGCUAUCCUUACAAACGUCACAGAGGAAAAGAAGUGGGCAUCAGAGUCAAAGAUUAAAGAAUACGUCCUCAAAUACUACAACGGUAAGAUUCCACACGGUCUUAUCAAGAACAACGUAAAGUCUAACCUUGAAAAGCUUCACAAGGAUGGCCUUCUCAACAACAAGAAGAACUCAUACCAGCUCUCUGCUAAGGGCAAGAAGACAAUCGCCCCAGAAAAUAUUCCAAAGAGAAAGGAAGUAGCUCGCCCAGUCAAGGCAGAGCCAGCUGAGGAGAAGCCAGUAGUUGUUCAAGAAUAUGUCAGCAAGUCAGGUCGUGUUUCAAAGAAGGUUCAGCAAUAA